AUGACCAUGCAAACACUCUGCUUCAUCACUCUCUUCAUAGCUAUCUCCAUCUCUCAAACCACUUCAACUUGUGCUUACAGAUUAAAAUUCGACAACUUCGGUAUUAAUGGCUCCAAUCUCUUCACGUUCCAUGGAGAUGCAGAGUAUGGUCCCGACAACAGUCGCAUGAGCCGGUCGGGUGCCCUCGCUUUGACCCAAUACACCAUUCCUUUCGCUCAUGGUCGAGCUAUUUUCAUCAACCCAAUCACCUUCAAGCCUCCCAACAACGCUUCUUCUGUUUACCCUUUUAAGACCUCUUUCACCUUCUCCAUCACUCCUCACAAAACAAACCCUACUUCUGGUCAUGGUCUCGCCUUCCUCGUCGUCCCUAAUAACAAAAACGAUGUCGUUUUCGGAUUAGGUUACCUCAGUCUCGUGAACCGAACCAGCAACGGUAAUCCAAGUAACCAUCUAUUUGCUGUUGAGUUCGAUGUUUUUCAGGACAAGUCUCUUCACGACAUCAACGAUAACCAUGUCGGAAUCGACAUCAAUUCGGUAGACUCGGUGGUUUCGGUUAAAUCCGGUUAUUGGGUUAUGACAAGAAACUGUUGGUUAUUCAAGGAUUUGAAGCUGAACAGUGGAGAUAAAUACACGGCUUGGAUCGAGUACAACGACAAUUAUAAACUCAUCUCGGUUACCAUUGGGCUCGCGCAUUUGAAGAAACCGAACCGGCCUUUGGUUGAGGCAAAAUUCGAUCUCUCCAGUGUGCUGCUCGAGAAGAUGUACGCCGGUUUUGCCGGUUCAAUGGGCCGUGGUGUUGAGGACCACGAGAUCUGGGACCGGACUUUCCAGAAUUAG
This is a messenger RNA of Eruca vesicaria subsp. sativa (arugula), 837 nucleotides long. The record is from the annotation of a GenBank genome assembly. Lineage: Eukaryota; Viridiplantae; Streptophyta; Magnoliopsida; Brassicales; Brassicaceae.